CCGAGAAAAGACUACACUGGAGUCAGAUGCAGACCACUGCCAGUCACAUACACGACAAGGAGGGGAGAACUGUUUCUUUACCCCAGCACAAUGGAAGCCGACCCAUGGGAUAUGAAAGUUACCCCUACACAACUGAAAAUUUUGGCAGAUGUUAGUUAUAAAAGGUCUGCGAUUAAAGAGGCACAGAAUUAUCGAAAAGCUCGUAUGGGUGACCGGUGGAUACUCACUGGAAAUCUAAAACGAAAUUUGGAAUUUCCCGAAAAUUGGGUUUCUCCUGGACGCGAAACUGUUCCACAGUAUGCAGUCGAAUGGGGCCUUUCAACCGGUGAAUUCUUGAAAGAAUAUCGUCGUGGGGACGCCCAUAACAAUGCUUCAAAG
Opisthorchis viverrini is the source of this 378-nucleotide messenger RNA. RefSeq lists its product as hypothetical. The annotation marks the transcript as partial. The record is from RefSeq and is a predicted model, not a curated record. NCBI's taxonomy places the organism in Eukaryota, Metazoa, Platyhelminthes, Trematoda, Opisthorchiida, Opisthorchiidae. The transcript has 5 exons.